This is a messenger RNA of Nicotiana attenuata, 753 nucleotides long. RefSeq lists its product as uncharacterized. The transcript has a single exon. Bases 1 to 753 code for a protein of 250 amino acids. NCBI's taxonomy places the organism in Eukaryota, Viridiplantae, Streptophyta, Magnoliopsida, Solanales, Solanaceae. The record is from RefSeq and is a predicted model, not a curated record.
AUGUUCCAUUUGAUUACUGUCCCAUUGAGUAAAGAACAGGACCAUGCAACUAAGACACGAGCAGGUAAUACCGUUCUAUUGAUGAAUAAAGAGCAAAAACAAGCUACAUCUAAAGAAUCUACCUGGGCUAAUGUACUCACAGGCAAUAGAUCUGCAGCCAACGGUAUGACAUUGACCUAUAUUACUCUUGAAAUUGUAGAAGGGAAUUUGGUAGCUAAGCUGGAGAAAUCAGAGAUUGAGCAGGAAAAUUUGAAAUGGAAGAAUGCGUUGAUUGUCUAUGUAUUGGGUGAGAAGCCAGGCUACAAUUCCAUGAAGAGAUACAUCAACCAAGUGUGGAACAUAGUUGCCAUGCCAGAUUUGUUCUAUCAUGAUGAGGGUUAUUAUCUUGUGAGAUUCCAAACAUUGGAAGACAUGAAGGAAAUUAUGUGUGCUGGGCCUUAUACUAUGAAUGGAAGACCAAUGAUAAUGAAGCAUUGGUCACCAUAUUUUGAUUUUGCUGCUGAAUUUUUAACAGAUAUUCCAUUAUGGGUAAAAUUCCCAAAAUUACCCAUGAACUGUUGGAGUGGAAACUCACUGAGCAAAAUAGCAAGCACAAUAGGGAUUCCUAUGUUUGCAGAUGAGUGUACUGCUAAACAAACGCGAAUCUCCUAUGCUAGAAUUUUGAUAGAAGUGAAUGUUACAAAGCCUUUCAGUGAAGUCUUGAAUUUCAGCCUUUGUAACUGUUUUCCCAUAGAUUUUGUCUUGAAUUGUUAA